Molecule: messenger RNA, 672 nt
Organism: Ascoidea rubescens DSM 1968
Lineage: Eukaryota; Fungi; Ascomycota; Saccharomycetes; Ascoideales; Ascoideaceae
Product: zf-C3HC4-domain-containing protein
Exons: 1
Cellular component (GO): endoplasmic reticulum membrane
Molecular function (GO): zinc ion binding
Source: RefSeq, a predicted model, not a curated record
AUGUCCAGUGUUCAAGAGGAAAACACCUGUCGUAUUUGCCGAUGUGAAGGAACUGAUGAUGAUCCUCUUUUCUAUCCGUGUAAGUGUCGAGGCUCAAUCAAGUUUAUCCACCAGGACUGUUUGAUGGAGUGGUUAAACCACUCAAAAAGAGAUCCUGUUUGUGAUAUUUGCCAUACCCCAUACAAAUUCAGAAUUAUCUAUGACGAAAACAUGCCAAACUUUGUUCCAAUUCAUUUAAUCCUCAAAAAAUUUUUUAUCAAUCUUAAAAAUUUACUCCAUUUUUCAAUCACAAUAAUAGCACUAGUUCUCUUGGUUGUCUUUCAAAUUCCCGUUUUCUUCAAAUUCACCUCAAGAGUCUUUACUUGGAUUAUAGAUAGCAGGAAACCCUUCAAUUCAAAUCUCAAACUAUCCUUUCUAUUUGGCCAGUAUUUUCUAUAUCCAAAUCAUCGUAAUCACAACAUUACGAAUAUAAUUGCAAACCAAACAAUUGUCACUUUGGAUCAUGAAGCCCAAUUUUUAUCUACCUUUAAAUUCAACACUUUUUCAAACUAUCUUUUAUUUUUCAGAAAUACCUUUUUCAUUGGCUUCAUCUACCUUUUCAUCAUAAUUAUCAUCCAUAUCUUACUAUUUAUAGUUCAUGAAUGGAUAAGAAGAGACCCUUCUUUUUCAAAA